Kockovaella imperatae is the source of this 1992-nucleotide messenger RNA. RefSeq names its product nucleotide-sugar transporter-domain-containing protein. Bases 1 to 1992 code for a protein of 663 amino acids. NCBI's taxonomy places the organism in Eukaryota, Fungi, Basidiomycota, Tremellomycetes, Tremellales, Cuniculitremaceae. Gene Ontology annotation, molecular function: UDP-galactose transmembrane transporter activity. The transcript is spliced from 4 exons. Gene Ontology annotation, biological process: pyrimidine nucleotide-sugar transmembrane transport. The record is from RefSeq and is a predicted model, not a curated record. Gene Ontology annotation, cellular component: Golgi membrane.
AUGGCGGACGAUGAUGAUGGGUUGGUCAUGCCGCCUAAAGCUGAGAAGGAGAAUGGAAGUGUCGGUAAAUCGGGAGGGGUAGGCAUGGGCGUCACAAGACCCAAGCGGCGAUUGAGCAGUCUUCCCACUCUUCCACAUCCCUUCCUCACUACACCUUCCACUGGCAGAGCGCUCUCCACAUCUUCACCGCCAGGUACACCGCCUUACUCUCCAUCGACCUAUCAAGCGCUGCAUAACGGUAUAGCCGCUGGUCCAGCCUCAGCAGCCUUACAUAGGGUCACGCAGACAUCCAACGUACAGACCGCUCAGACGGACGAAAAGUCUUAUUUUGCAGGAACGUUUAGACCUGAACCAAAGAGUGGUGCUCCGACACUUUGGGGCAUAGAGCUCAAAUGGAUCUCCCUCGUCACCCUCGCCCUGCAAAACGCCUUUCUCACCAUCAUCAUGCACUACUCCCGUAUAUCCACUUCACCCAACAAGACCUACUCCGCUUCCUCCGCCGUCCUCCUCAAUGAGCUCUUCAAGGGCUCAAUAUCAAUCCUCUUUGCCUUAAGACGCAUAGACGCUGAACAACUGUCCGCACCGCAUUCCUACUCUGAAAAGGAUCCGAAGAGUACUGAACGAUGUCCGACAUCACGUUUCCCGACCUUUCUCCAUCCUUCUCGCCUGCGUAUACUGUCAAAAGAAGUCUUUUCGACCGAUUGCUACAAGUUGUCCGUCCCAGCCAUCCUUUAUGUUAUCCAGAACAAUCUUCAAUAUGUGGCGGCCUCCAAUCUGGACGUGGCGACGUUUCAAGUCACUUAUCAGAUGAAGAUCCUCACGACGGCCUUCUUCUCCGUCCUCAUGUUGAACAAGCGUUUAUCACGGACCAAAUGGGCAGCUUUGGUCCUCUUAGCACUGGGUGUCGGUAUCGUUCAAAUCCAGAGCAGUUCAGCUCCAUCUCACCAACCUGCCGAUUCUGGAAUUCGAUUGGAGAAAGUAGCCGGGGCACUUCGAUCCGACAUUCCGGAACCGCCCGUGCAAACUCUGACACGAGUCAUGCACCCUUUCAGAGGAUUUCUGGCCGUCACCCUGGCCUGCAUGACGUCUGGUCUCGCUGGAGUCUACUUUGAGUUCAUUCUCAAAGCUUCUUCAGGUACUGGACCGGCACCGGAUCUAUGGGUCAGAAACACUCAAUUGUCCCUCUUCUCACUGUUGCCCGCUUUGGUCCCUAUACUAUUCACCACCAAAGGGCCAGAAGGUGCCGGCUAUGUCGAACGGGUCAUGUCCAAAUUCUCAAACUUUAACGGUUGGGCGAUGGGUACAGUCCUCACACAGACUUUCGGAGGCCUCAUCACGGCCGUUGUUAUUCGCUACUCUGACAAUAUAAUGAAAGGCUUUGCCACCUCACUCUCCAUUGUCAUCUCCUUCCUCGCAUCCGUCAUGUUGUUCGCCUAUCCCAUCACAGCGGCAUUUAUCAUUGGCUCGUCUAUAGUCUUGGCCGCCACCUACCUCUACAAUGCACCGUCCACUCCUUCUACCCGGACCACAGUUGCUGUCACGCCUGGAUCUCCUAUCCCUCCUACUGCUCCUAUAUUGGGUGAACCUGAACCUCCCAGUCGCACAUCUAGCGUCAUCAAUCUCUUGGGUUUGGGAUCAGCUUCCUCCUCUCGCAGAACAUCCGCAACGGAUCUUCGGGCUCAAGCUUCCAGUUUAGGAUUCACAUCCUUUUCGCCUCCACAUUUACAGAACGGGAAUGGUCUCACCCAUAUCUACCCAGCUUCCGCCCCUGGUACACCUUACGCAUCGACCAGUCCCAGUAGCACAAACCUGUACGACAGUGCUCGUUCUAGAAAUCAUGGGUACAGCAGUACCAGUACCUCCAAUGGAUCUUCACCUACUCCAGCCUUUCACGCCGCUCCAAUCAGAAAACAUCAACCUCAACGGAGUGAAAGUCCACUCGAGGUUCCUCCCGGUCGGACACUCAGAGUGGAAACGAAUCUGAAGAGAUGA